UUUGUCUGUUGGACAAUAUACGGGGACGGUCCCCAAAACUUCGUUUUUGUGGAGCUUCUUUUUUCUUUAUAUUCCACAGUACAUAUUUAAAAAAAAUAAGUCAGCAUUUGAAAAGAUAUGUUUUUAGUUCACAAAUGUUUUAUUGAAACAAAACUACUCUUAAGUGCUGUAGUAAUAAUUAAAUUAAAUCAGCUACUAGACUGAGACAUUUAAAUCAGAUAUAAUUUGAGCACCUAAACUUCAAACUGAUUUUUUAAUGUUUAUAUACCUGCCUUAAGAAUAAAUUAAUGAAUAUAAAAUAAUGUUUAUAUGCUCAUGUUGAAUAUAUACUACCAGUCUGACUUACAUAUAGUAUGAAUGUCAGUGUUUCUUUUAUUGUAUCAACAGACACUGAGAAUAUGAAUAGGAGCUAUUUCUGGAUAAAUAGGAGUAUGACUUGGAGCAGUGCUCAGAAUUACUGUCGGGUGAAUUACACAGACCUGGUCAGUAUCAGGAAUGAGAGUGAAAACCAGAAGAUAAUGAAGACAGCACAGGGGGGCAACUUCUGGAUUGGCCUGUUCAACAAUCAAUGGAAAUGGUCUGAUGGACAAAAUUCAACCUUUCAAAACUGGGAUCAAACCUGCCAGGGAUAUGAUAAAACUGAACAAUGUGGGCUUAUUAAUACAAAUGGAAAGUGGUCUGCCUAUUCCUGCACUCUGCAGUUCUUCUUUUUCUGCAGUAACAGAUCCUGUGGGCCUCUCUCUUGCAAUACAACAUAUCUGUUUAUAUCAAAUGGGAUGACCUGGUAUGACGCCCAGAGCUACUGCAGAUCACACUACACAGACCUGGUCACUGUUGAGAAUCAAACUGUGAAUGACCAGCUGUUACAAAUCUUAGGACAAAGUUGGGGAUGGAUUGGGCUGCGACAUGGAAAUGACACUUGGCAAUGGUCCAAUGGAGACCAGCUGACCUACAGAAAUUGGAAUCCCAACCUUUACUGUGCUCAGGUUCAAACAGAUGGCUCAUGGGCAGAUUCCAUGUGUUAUGACCAAAUCCCUUUCAUGUGCUACAAGGAAACUAGUAACACAAAUGAGAGGUAUGUCUGGAUCAAUGAAAGAAUGAACUGGUCCAGUGCUCAGAACUACUGCCGAGUGAACUACAAUGACCUGGUCAGUAUAAGGAAUGAAAGUGAAAAUCAGGAGAUAAUGAAGAAGGCACAAGGCAGUCCAUUCUGGAUCGGCUUGUUCAACCACCCUUGGAAAUGGUCUGAUGGAGUGGCAUCAACAUUUCAAACCCCCAGUACUUAUUGGUAUUGGUACUGCUGGGCAGGACAGAAACUCUGUGGAGUUGGUAAACAGGAUGGAAAAUGGGGAGAGGAUGACUGCACACUGUCCAUUCCCUUCUUCUGCAGUAAAAGAAAAGAAUCAAAAAGGGUGUUUCUGAGAGUCAGUUUUGAAAGUCGGACCAAUGCAGAUGUCCAAAUUUUCAGUGAUGGCAUCCUAAAUGAGUUAAAGAAAUAUAUUCCCCAACAGACUCUAAUGAACAGCAAUAUUUCUUGGGUGAAGAGUGACGAAGGUGUAAUUUUUACAAAAGAAAAGAAAAAAGGAGCAACAUAAAGGAUUCCUGGAGCUACAUGUGACUCAAAAAUGAAUUGCAUUUGAAAACUAUAAGAAGCUGCG
Messenger RNA from Erpetoichthys calabaricus (reedfish), 1658 nucleotides. RefSeq names its product putative C-type lectin domain family 20 member A. The record is from RefSeq and is a predicted model, not a curated record. The transcript is spliced from 6 exons. The coding region runs from base 354 to 1595 and encodes 413 amino acids. Lineage: Eukaryota; Metazoa; Chordata; Cladistia; Polypteriformes; Polypteridae.